GAAUUCCUCCUAUGAGUGGAACAGGAACACUGCAGAUCUAUUUACUUGAUAUCAAUGACAAUGCCCCUCAAGUGUUACCUCAAGAGGCAGAGACCUGUGAAACUCCAGACCCCAAUUCAAUUAACAUCACCGCACUUGAUUAUGACAUUGAUCCAAAUGCUGGGCCGUUUGCUUUUGAUCUUCCUUUAUCUCCAGUGACUAUUAAGAGAAAUUGGACCAUCACUCGGCUUAAUGGUGAUUUUGCUCAGCUUAAUUUAAAGAUAAAAUUUCUUGAAGCUGGUAUCUAUGAGGUUCCCAUCAUUAUCACGGAUUCGGGUAAUCCUCCCAAGUCAAAUAUUUCCAUCCUGCGUGUGAAAGUUUGCCAGUGUGACUCCAAUGGGGACUGCACAGAUGUGGACAGGAUUGUGGGUGCGGGGCUCGGCACGGGUGCCAUCAUUGCCAUCCUUCUCUGCAUCAUCAUCCUGCUCAUCCUCGUUCUGAUGUUUGUGGUGUGGAUGAAACGCCGGGACAAAGAACGCCAAGCCAAACAACUUUUAAUUGAUCCAGAAGAUGAUGUAAGAGAUAAUAUUUUAAAAUAUGAUGAAGAAGGUGGAGGAGAAGAAGACCAGGACUAUGACUUGAGCCAGCUCCAGCAGCCUGAUACCGUUGAGCCUGAUGCCAUCAAGCCUGUAGGAAUCCGACGACUGGAUGAGAGACCCAUCCAUGCCGAGCCCCAGUAUCCAGUCCGAUCUGCAGCCCCGCACCCUGGGGACAUCGGAGACUUCAUUAAUGAGGGCCUUAAAGCUGCUGACAAUGAUCCCACAGCUCCGCCAUAUGACUCCCUCUUAGUCUUUGACUAUGAAGGCAGUGGCUCCACCGCCGGGUCUUUGAGCUCCCUUAAUUCCUCAAGUAGUGGUGGUGAGCAGGACUAUGAUUACCUGAACGACUGGGGGCCACGGUUCAAGAAACUGGCUGACAUGUAUGGUGGAGGUGAUGACUGAACUUCAGGGUGAACUUGGUUUUUGGACAAGUACAAACAAUUUCAACUGAUAUUCCCAAAAAGCAUACAGAAGCUAGGCUUUAACUUUGUAGUCUACUAGCACAGUGCUUGCUGGAGGCUUUGGCAUAGGCUGCAAACCAAUUUGGGCUCAGAGGGAAUAUCAGUGAUCCAAUACUGUUUGGAAAAACACUGAGCUCAGUUACACUUGAAUUUUACAGUACAGAAGCACUGGGAUUUUAUGUGCCUUUUUGUACCUUUUUCAGAUUGGAAUUAGUUUUAUGUUUAAGGCUUUAAUGGUACUGAUUUCUGAAAUGAUAAGUAAAAGACAAAAUAUUUUGUGGUGGGAGCAGUAAGUUAAACCAUGAUAUGCUUCAACACGCUUUUGUUACAUUGCAUUUGCUUUUAUUAAAAUACAGAGUUAAACAAACAAAGAAACAAAAGAACUCAUGGAGAGAUUUUGUUAUCCUGGGGGAUGAGACCAUGAGACUGGAAAAUGUACAUUACUUCUAGUUUUAGACUUUAGAUUUUUUUUUUUUUCACUAAAAAUCUUAAACCUUACGCAGCUGGUUGCAAAUAAAGGGAGUUUUCAUAUCACCAAUUUGUAGCAAAAUUGAAUUUUUUCAUAAACUAGAAUGUUAGACACAUUUUGGUCUUAAUCCAUGUACACUUUUUUAUUUACUGUAUUUUUUCCACUUCACUGUAAAAAUGGUAUGUGUACAUAAUGUUUUAUCAGCAUAGUCUAUGGAGAAGUGCAGAAACUUCAGAACAUGUGUAUGUAUUAUUUGGACUAUGGAUUCAGGUUUUUUGCAUGUUUAUAUCUUUCGUUAUGGAUAAAGUAUUUACAAACAAAAGUGACAUUUGAUUCAAUUGUUGAGCUGUAGUUAGAAUACUCAAUUUCCAAUUUUUUAAUUUUUUUUUUAUUUUUUAUUUUCUCUUUUGUUUGGGGAGGGAGAAAAGUUCUUAGCACAAAUGUUUUACAUAAUUUGUACCAAAAAAAAAAAAAAAGUCAAAAGGAAAGAAAGGGGUGGCCUGACACUGGUGGCACUACUAAGUGUGUGUUUUUAAAAAAAAAUUGAAAAAAAAAAAAAGCUUUUAAACUGGAGAAACUUCUGACAACAGCUUUGCCCCUGUAUUGUGUACCAGAAUAUAAAUGAUACACCUCUGACCCCAGCGUUCUGAAUAAAAUGCUAAUUUUGGAUCUGG
Messenger RNA from Tupaia belangeri chinensis (Chinese tree shrew), 2182 nucleotides. RefSeq names its product cadherin 2 (gene CDH2). Gene Ontology annotation, molecular function: calcium ion binding; beta-catenin binding; cadherin binding. Gene Ontology annotation, cellular component: neuron projection; cytoplasm; presynaptic active zone membrane. Lineage: Eukaryota; Metazoa; Chordata; Mammalia; Scandentia; Tupaiidae. Gene Ontology annotation, biological process: synapse assembly; cell migration; adherens junction organization. The record is from RefSeq and is a predicted model, not a curated record.